AUGACAUGUGAAAGUCAUCUGGCACGUAAGAUAGCCAGAAUUAUGAUGAAACAUAGAGCUGUCACUAAUAAUAAUUAUGAUAUCGCAUUGGCGCCAGGUCUCGCUCUCACAUUCUUUGGCUCUGUUUUAGUUCUUUUCACUUGUCCAAUAACAACUCGAAGAUUAGUUGUUGAUACUGACAGACUAGAGCAAGAUUUUGAACAAGGUUCCGAACAAGAUUCCGAACAAGAUCAAGUUAUUAGCAGUUUAAGACUUCAAGCUCAAAUUCGAGAACUUACUGAACGAUUAAAUCGAAUUGAGAAUGGACAACAUAGAGAAACAAGUGCUCACGAAAUAAUUUAUCUUGGUAGAAGAUGA
Molecule: messenger RNA, 357 nt
Organism: Funneliformis caledonium
Lineage: Eukaryota; Fungi; Glomeromycota; Glomeromycetes; Glomerales; Glomeraceae
Source: the annotation of a GenBank genome assembly